Molecule: messenger RNA, 2134 nt
Organism: Xenia sp. Carnegie-2017
Lineage: Eukaryota; Metazoa; Cnidaria; Anthozoa; Malacalcyonacea; Xeniidae
Product: signal recognition particle receptor subunit alpha homolog
Exons: 13
Coding region: 81-2000 (639 amino acids)
Biological process (GO): SRP-dependent cotranslational protein targeting to membrane
Cellular component (GO): endoplasmic reticulum membrane; signal recognition particle receptor complex
Molecular function (GO): GTPase activity; ATP hydrolysis activity; GTP binding
Source: RefSeq, a predicted model, not a curated record
UUAUACAAAUAUACAUAUAUUCAAAACAGUGUAAACAUAUAAUUCGUUACAUUUCAAAUACUGAACUAGAGUUUUUGAAAAUGUUGGAUUUGUUCACCAUUUUCUCAAAAGGAGGAAUUGUUCUUUGGUGCUUUCAAGGUACAUGCCAGUCAUUCACUUUGCCAGUAAAUGAAUUGAUCAGAAAUGUCAUACUUCAGGAACGUGGAGCAGAAAGUUCUUUCAGUCAUGGCUCUCUUGCGUUAAAGUACAAGUUGGAUAAUGAGUUUGAGCUCGUAUUUGUAGUGGCUUAUCAAAAGAAUCUGCAAUUAUCAUAUAUUGACAAACUCUUGACUGAAAUACAACUUGCUUUUCGCAACAAAUACAAAGAUGACUUAGAAAUGGGCAAGAUGAGAAAUUAUGAUUUUGAGGAAAAUUUUAAUGGUAUCCUUAAAGAAAUAGAGACUUCUGCUAAGUUGGAGUCGAAAGCACCAAAGAAAAUGAGGACUUUUGAAGAGUCAAAAAAAUCUCAAAAAACUGUUGCGUCGAUGAAAAUCGACCCAAAGAAAGAAACAAAGACAGAAAAAAAUAAAACUCAACCUGAAAAAUCAGUUAAAAAAGUUAACCUUGCCAAGGAUGAAAAAAAUUCUGCAGAAUCAAAACUGCCUGCAGAAAAUGGAGAGGCUACUGAUGAAAUGAUACGCAUCAACCGAGAAAAAAUGAUGAAGAAAAUGGUCGGAAAGAAUCCGAAACCUUCUGGAAAAGGUUCUCCAUCAGCAAAGAAAGAACGAAAGAAAACGGCAAGAGUGUGGGAGAAUGGAGGAUCAAAGAAAGAUAGCACAACCCUUGACUACAGUAACAGUGUUGGAAAUGAUGAUGACUACAAUGGUAUAAGAAAAGAGGAAAGAGAAGAAGUAGAGAACUUAAGAUCAUUUGUUGGUACAAUGGAGGGUGAACUUAAACCCAUGGACUAUGAAAAUGAUCUUGAAGAUGAGGAUGUUUAUGAGAAUGGAGAGGAAAAUGACACUGAAUCUUUAAGCAAUUCCAAAAAGGAGAUGGGUGGUGUAUUUGCAUGGUUCAAGGGACUUGCAAGCCAGAAAACCCUAACAAGAGAAUCCGUUGAACCAGUUUUAGAAAAAAUGAGAGAACACUUGAUUGCAAAGAACGUCGCUUCUGAUAUCGCAGAGAAAUUAUGUGAGAGUGUUGCCACAAAACUUGAAGGCAAAGUUCUUGGAACAUUUUCUAGUAUAUCGUCCACUGUAAAAUCAGGACUGGAAGAAUCACUUGUACAGAUCUUGUCACCACGUCGUCGUGUCGACAUUCUUAGGGAUGCAUUGGCCGCUAAACGUCGUGGACGGCCGUACUCUAUCACAUUCUGUGGCGUCAAUGGUGUAGGCAAAUCAACUAACCUCGCCAAGAUUUGCUUUUGGUUGCUGGAAAAUGGACUUCGAGUUAUGAUUGCAGCAUGUGACACUUUUCGUGCUGGUGCAGUUGAGCAGCUGCGUACGCAUGUGCGUAAACUCAACUCACUUCAUCCUGCACCAGACGGCAAUGGUAUGUUGUCAGUGAUGUUGUAUGAACGUGGUUAUGGAAAGGAUGCUGCUUCUAUUGCAAUGGAUGCCAUCAACUUUGCUCGAGAUCAACGGUUUGAUGUGGUAUUGAUUGAUACUGCCGGUCGUAUGCAAGACAACGAACCUCUAAUGCGAUCACUUUCCAAACUCAUUCGCAUCAAUGAUCCCGACCUUAUAUUGUUUGUUGGAGAAGCUUUAGUUGGCAAUGAAGCUGUUGAUCAGCUUAGUAAGUUCAACCAGGCAUUAGCUGAUUUUUCAUCUCAAGAAAAUCCAAGGUUGAUUGAUGGUAUUGUGCUCACCAAGUUUGACACCAUUGAUGACAAGGUUGGUGCUGCAAUAUCAAUGACGUACACAACUGGACAACCAAUAGUAUUUGUUGGAACUGGUCAAACGUACGCUGAUCUACGAAAUCUGAACGCAAGGGCUGUCGUAAAUGCUUUAUUGAAAGCUUAGAACAAUGGAGACCUAUAACAAAUUCACUAUCCCUGUUUUUUCUGCCUGUCUCUAUGUUAUUCUGUUGCAUUGAAUAUUUAUCAUUGCCAAUGUUUGUUUGCAAUAGUAUUAAGUAAAUCAUUGAACUCAGCUCA